Rasamsonia emersonii CBS 393.64 is the source of this 879-nucleotide messenger RNA. RefSeq lists its product as uncharacterized. The record is from RefSeq and is a predicted model, not a curated record. Bases 1 to 879 code for a protein of 292 amino acids. The transcript has 3 exons. NCBI's taxonomy places the organism in Eukaryota, Fungi, Ascomycota, Eurotiomycetes, Eurotiales, Trichocomaceae.
AUGCGAGUCCUCUCAGCAGCUCUGCUGGCCACUAUGGCCUCGACGGCCCUUGCGGUGACCUCAAUCUCUGAUGAUGAGAUGACGGAUUUGUUGAAUGCCGGCGGUGUCGACCUCGCCAACCGAUAUGCUCCGCUCUGGUUCUUCGGCCAGGCCAUGGACCAGCCACCGUGCUACCCGACCUGGGCGUUUGGAGGCUCUCCCACGACGCCGGACACAUACGACCUGGCGCACCAGACGCCUCCCGCGCCGCAGUGCGAGUAUCCGGACGUGGGAUGUAACUGCCGCAAUCCGGGGGUGCCCAUUGGCAAUCCGGGACCGGCGUUCCCAAUCUACUAUACCUACGAGCGAUGCAACGAAACGGAGGUGCGGGUGGUGUACAACCUGUUCUAUCAAAAGGAUGGCGCGGAGGUGGCGGAUCUCAUUGACACGGGCCAUGACUACGACUGGGAGCGCGUCAUCAUCAUCCAUUCGCGGGACGCCAACAACAACUGGGCACCGUCUCGCGCGCUGCUCUCGGCGCACAGCGGCUACCACAACCUGGCGUGGGGAUCGAUCCAGAACACGCUGACGACGGACCAGAUCAACGCGGGCGACGCGCGCGACCCCAACGGGGUGCAGAACCAGGACCACCCCAAGGUGUACGUGUCGUGGUCGAAGCACGCCAACUUCGACACGCGCAACACGGGCUGGAACGACCCGGCCAGCCAGUCGACGGACAAUGCGUUCCGCAGCGACGACUGGUGGUACUACGUGGACCCGAAGUAUUACAUCCGAUCUGAUCGUUCCACGGCGGCUGGGCAGGCUUUAGCAGCUGCCAACUGGGGUGAAGCCACCAGCAACCCUCCAUCCGUGCAGGAUAGUGUGUGUUCUGCUUGGUAG